CAACAGCAACGACAACAAUGGCUGCCAAGCCACAAGGAGACAUCCGCAAUGCAGACGAUAUUUUCGAUGACAUUGUCCUCAUAGAGCAGAAAUUACAUCUUGAUGGUUACAACGAAGGAUAUUUUGAAGGGCAGCUUGUCGGUGAUGUAGAAGGGUUCAAGCUUGGUGUUGAAAGAGGCAAAGCAUUUGGACAAGAGGUCGGCUUUUAUCAUGGGUUUUGUUCAACUAUGCUUAUGUUACAAGAUGAAGAUUGUGGAAGCCAAAGAUUGGUCAAAGUUUUGCAGCAAAUGAAAACAAAACUACUGAAGAUGGAAAAUAAGGGUUUGGAUCCACAGGACCAAAGUCUUUUUGAUGAUUUAGAAACAGUUAGAGCUAAAUUCAAGCAGGUAUCCUCACUGAUGAAUGCAACACCUCAGUAUGGUAGUGCCCCUGCAACAAGUGAUCAUGCAUUUUAGUUCUACACUAACUUGUCAGAUGUCUCCCCACUAAGCUGUCUGCCUUCUCCUCCUGAAAGUUAGGAACUUUGACAAUACAGUGCUAUCACUCUGGAUUACUUGUAUGAGUGAUUGAAGCUGUCUUUGAGAGGUGAAAAGGGGACCAAAACAGAUUUCAAACUGGGCAGAUUUCCUGGAAAUAUAGAACUGGAAAGAUUUCCAAACAAAGGAGAGGCAGAGAUUGGGUUGCAGCACAUGCUACUGAGCAUAGACUGGUUCACUUAGCCUGCAUGCAGCUCUACUGUUUUCAACUUGGCCCCUCUGUUUCCUUUUUCUUUUUUUCCGUUAAGUUGAAUUAACAAUUUAUUGUUUCUACUGGGAGCCAAACAAUAAAUUUUUAAUUCAACUCAACAGAAAGAUAGAAAAAGGAAACAGAGGAGCAGAGUUGAAAACAGUAGAGUUUGCACGCAGGCUAGGUUCACCAAGAUGAAAAUACAUCUGUGAAAAAUGGAAUUGCAGAAAGCUGUUGCU
Messenger RNA from Rhopilema esculentum, 965 nucleotides. Its product is annotated as protein LTO1 homolog. The record is from RefSeq and is a predicted model, not a curated record. NCBI's taxonomy places the organism in Eukaryota, Metazoa, Cnidaria, Scyphozoa, Rhizostomeae, Rhizostomatidae.